Wallemia ichthyophaga EXF-994 is the source of this 1323-nucleotide messenger RNA. RefSeq names its product Nitrosoguanidine resistance protein SNG1. Bases 1 to 1323 code for a protein of 440 amino acids. The record is from RefSeq and is a predicted model, not a curated record. The transcript has 5 exons. Gene Ontology annotation, cellular component: membrane. Lineage: Eukaryota; Fungi; Basidiomycota; Wallemiomycetes; Wallemiales; Wallemiaceae.
AUGCCUGCCCAGAAACAACCACAGCCAUAUACGAAAGGUUUCUGGUCACCCGACUUGAAGCCACUGCGAGCCAUAUAUUUCAAAGUACUCGCUUUUUCUGUAUUGCUCACUAUCAUUACGAUAUGGAGCUGUCUGUCCGUCUAUUGGGCAAGUGUAGCACAUGAGACGGGAAGACUCGUGCAAAUCAAUGCGGUAUUUGUGAAUCGUGAUAUCGCGAACGGUGUGAAUGGCACUCUCGGAAACACCGUGCGCGAAACGGUAUUUCAAUCUCUAAAUCAAACGCAUCAUUUGGGAUGGACGGAAGAACCUUCGUCUAAAGUGCCCACCAGAGCCUCCAUAGAACAAGCACUAGUCGAGGAUGAAUGGGCGUGGGUUUUCCUUGUUGUGGGGGAAAACGCGACACAAAACCUGACAAUAGCACGUGAGAAUGGAAUUAGCACUUACAAUCCAAGAGACGCUAUUACAAUAUACUAUAAUCAGGCACGUAACGAGCAGGCUUCAGGAAAGGUUUUACCGAUGGCACAACAGCUAGCUCAGCAAGGCAGCCAACAAGCCAGCGCACAAAUGCUGGGUCAAUAUCUUACACAGCAGGGUAGUAAUGCUACUGCUAUGGCUAAUCUCGCAGCUGCACCUCAAACUGCCUCCAAUGCUUUCGGAAUCAGCACCGUCAAUUUUAGACCGUUCAACCAGCCAGUGGCUAGCGCUGUUACUCUUGUCGGUCUCAUUUACCUCACUAUUUUGGCUUUUAUACAGACAAUGGCGCAUUCCGCAGUGAGGCCACUAUUGGAAAAGCACCUCACGCUAAGCUCUUACAUUGGAAUGAGAAUUCUCGUCCCCCUUUGUCUCUAUGUCGUUAUCUCACUACUCUUUGCGAUGUUAAACUUGCCUUGGGAUUUGCAUUGGGAUGCGCACUUCAGCAAUACUGCAAAAGGUUUCUUCUGCACGUAUGCACUGUUCCUGGUUGGAAUGUCAGCGCUGGGACUUGCCACUGAGGCUAUUAUUACGGUCAUUGGACCUAAAUUUAUGGCGUAUGCCCUCGUUGCGCUCAUCAUUUCAAACGUCUCCGUCGCAGCGAUCCCUGUGGACUUGCAGGUGUGGUUUUUCAAAUACUACCCGGCAAUGGUGUACUAUCACAUCAACAGAGGCAUCCGCUGCAUUAUAUUCAAUACCAAGAACGAGCUCGGUUUGAACUUUGGUGUCUGCUUGGCUUGGGUAGUCUUUAGCGUAUGCACACUUUCAGGCUUCACUGCUCUAUUUAGACAUUUGGAUAUCAAGAAGGCGAAGAAGGAGGCCGAAGAACAACAAGGAGAACACAAGGCAUAA